This is a messenger RNA of Diaporthe citri, 840 nucleotides long. RefSeq lists its product as uncharacterized. Bases 1 to 840 code for a protein of 279 amino acids. The record is from RefSeq and is a predicted model, not a curated record. NCBI's taxonomy places the organism in Eukaryota, Fungi, Ascomycota, Sordariomycetes, Diaporthales, Diaporthaceae. The transcript has a single exon.
AUGCCUUCGCUCACUCAGCCUCUGUCGAAGAAGAGGCGGCACGAUGACUUCGACGCCAACGCCGAGUACCAUAUAUUGUAUGAGCAACUAUACGGCAAACCGCCCGCUGCGUCCCUCGCUGACAAGCUCAACCUCAGCCCGCAGGACCUCCACCACGACAUCUACGCCCAGCGCCAUGGCCCACCACCCAAGAAGAUCAUCUCGCUCUCCAGCCCGCGGGCUAAGAAGCUGCGGAUGAUGGCAGAGCAGCAAGACAGCGACGAACAAACACCAUACUCGGUCCACACACUCCAACAAACAAACCCGAAGCCGACCCCCCUCGCACCAUCGUCACGGCACAACCACGCCAGGUCGCCAUCUGCCAGCAAGCUGGGCCCCAGGACAACGAUCACCACCAACGUACUCGCGCCGUGCCACAUCUGCCACCGGAAACCCACGAAAAAGACCGAGCUCGACUCGUACGCCGACUGCCAGGGCUGCGGCGAGAGGACCUGCUACGUCUGCAUGCGGGAAUGUCUGGGGUGGGCCACGACGCCGCGGGACAGGCGCGGUCCCAGCGACGAGGAGGAGGAGGUACUGAUGCGGGACGAGGAGACCAACAGCGAACAUGAGCAAGGGGGAGCAAAUGACACAGGCAACGACCACUCGUUCAACAUGGAGGACGCGCCGCCAGAGGACGCACACCUCGACCACGACAGCCCACGAGCCGACCACAGGAUAAGGGAGGGGACAUGGGUCAAGGAAGGGGGCACGGGCCAUCGAGGGAGGAUCUGCAGCCGGUGCUGUGUAGAGGAGGGCGUGGAAGGCGAGGUCACCUGCCUGGGCUGUCUCGCGGCCUAG